Selaginella moellendorffii is the source of this 2011-nucleotide messenger RNA. Its product is annotated as probable inactive receptor kinase At1g27190. Gene Ontology annotation, biological process: protein phosphorylation. The transcript has a single exon. The record is from RefSeq and is a predicted model, not a curated record. Gene Ontology annotation, molecular function: protein binding; protein kinase activity; ATP binding. Bases 78 to 1943 code for a protein of 621 amino acids. Lineage: Eukaryota; Viridiplantae; Streptophyta; Lycopodiopsida; Selaginellales; Selaginellaceae.
CAAGGGCUAGGGCUUCUUCAUUCCAGGUAAGAAAGAGCAAUGUAGGGUUGCGCUAGCUAGGGAAGAUCAAGGUCACCAUGGAUCUCUUACCGCCGCUGCUAAGAUUGUGGCCGCCGCCGCUCCUACUGCCACUGCUCCUCGUUCUUGUGGGUUUCAUCCACUGCCAGACCGACUUGGAGUGCCUCAGCGAGUUCCGCCUCUCGGUCAUCGAUCAAUCGGGCUACCUGAGCUCCUGGUCCGCCAACAGCAGCUCCAGCAGCUCCAUUUGCAACGCUGUGGGCGUCCAGUGCCUCCACCCAUCCGAGGCCAAGAUUUAUUCCCUAUCCCUCCGCGCCGCCGGCCUCUCGGGCUCCUUCCCCCGGGGUCUCGACAAAUGCUCCAGUCUCACGGGCUUGGAUCUCUCGGGCAACUCCUUCUCGGGCGCCAUCCCCGCGGAUCUCUGCAAAUCGCUGCCCUUCCUCGUCCGCCUCGACCUCUCGGGCAACGACUUCUCCGGAUCGAUCCCCGGCGAGCUCUCCCAGUGCCAGUACCUUAACGCCCUGGAUUUGCAGCAGAACCACCUCACUGGCAGCAUCCCCGGGCAGCUCGGUGUUCUUCCGCGCCUCGCGGAGCUCCACCUCGAGGGCAACCAGCUCAGCGGCGAGAUCCCGCCCAUCCUCGCCAGUCGCCCCGCGCCGAAUUUCCAGUUCCAGGACAAUGCCGGGCUGUGCGGUCCGCCGCUCUCCAAGAGCUGCGGCGGCGGGUCGAAGGCCAGCGCCGGGAUCAUUGCCGGGACUGUGGUUGGCGGCGCGGUGAUCCUUCUCGCAAUCACCGCCGUGGCGUUCUACUUGAGCCGCCGGCCCAAGACGAUGCGCGACGACACCACCUGGGCCAAGAAGAUCAAGGCGCCGCGCAGCAUCACCGUGUCCAUGUUCGAGCAGUUCCUUGUCAAGAUCAAGCUCUCGGAUCUCAUGGCCGCCACCGAGAGCUUCUCGCGGGACAACGUCAUCGACGCCGGAAGCGCCGCCACCGGGGUGGCGUACCGCGCGACGCUCCGGGACGGGUCCGUACUGGCGGUGAAGCGCCUGGCGCCCGCGCCGCGCGGUAGUAGCAGCGACGCCGCACAGUUUCGGGCCGAGGUGGAGGCGUUGGGCCUGGUCCGUCAUGCCAACCUGGUACCGCUACUCGGGUACUGCGUCACGGGCGGCGAGCGGCUCCUCCUGUACAAGCACAUGACCAACGGCACGCUGUGGAGCUGGCUGCAUGACGCCCACGGCACGCUGGACCGGCUCGACUGGCCCGCGCGGCUCAAGGUGGCGCUGGGCGCGUCGCGCGGCAUGGCUUACCUCCACCACGGCUGCAACCCGCGGAUCCUCCACCGGAGCCUCAGCACGCACACGAUCCUCCUGGACGACGACUUCGACGCGAGGAUCACGGACUUUGGGCUAGCCCGGAUCGUGGCGCCCGCGGGCGGCCACCUCAAUGCGGACGUCCUUACCGCCGGCGGCACGGUGGGUGACCCGGGCCACGACGCGCCCGAGUACCGCCGGGUGCCCAUCACUACCGCCAAGGGCGACGUGUACAGCUUUGGUGUCGUGCUGCUCCAGCUGCUAACGAGCCAGAAGCCGCUGGACGUGACGGUGGGCGAUUUCAAGGGGAGCUUGGUGGAAUGGGUCGGGGCGCUCUACGCGAGUGGGCGGAGCGGCGACGCCAUCGACAAAUCGCUCAGCGGUGGCGCUGCGGACGAUGGGGAGCUGCUCCAGGCGCUCAAGAUCGCGUGUGGGUGCGUGCUCUACGCGCCCAACGAUCGCCCAUCCAUGCUCGAGGUGUUCGAGCAGCUGAGGAAGAUCGGGGAGAGGUAUGAUUUCACUGACGAGGGCGAUGAGAUCCCGAUUGCCGCGGCUGCUAGCGAUGAGACAGCGGCGACGCAGCAGCGAUCCAACGGGAAUGGGGCGAGCUUGUGAAGGAGAUCGAUCGUUUGUGACAGUAUAUUGCUAAUAGCUAAUGCUUGAAAAUGCAAGUGCUUGGAUUA